AUGAAGUUCCCAACCAUCCUCAGGGCUGUGCCCCUACUUUCGUCUCUCCUUUUCCCCAUUGCUUCUGCCCAGACCGGCUCUUACUACACCGAUGCAGACACCGGUAUCAAGUUCUGGGAGUACACCAUCCCGGAGGCCCAGACCACUGGUGGUUUCAAGUUCGGUAUGGCUCUGCCCGGUGAGGCCGGCGGUACCAACGAUGAGUACAUCGGCCACAUGGUCGGUGCUAUCCAGGAGGGUGCCGGUUGGUCGGGUAUCUCCCACGGUGGUGGUAUGACUUCUGCUCUGCUCCUGCUUGCCUGGGCCGACGGCGACGAGGUCAAGACUUCGUUCCGCUACGCCAGUGGCUACACCACCCCCGAGAUCUACACCGGCAAUGCCACUGUCUCCGAGAUCUCCCACAAGGUCAACGAGACCCAUUUCGAACUCAUCUACCGCUGCACCUGGUGUUGGGCCUGGAACCACAACGGUGCAACUGGCUCGCAGCUGCCUACCGGUACGGUCGAAGUCAUUGGCUGGGUCCAAGCCAACGACUCUCCUAGCCCUGUCGAUGACCCCGCUGGUACCAUUGUUCAGCACGACAAUGGUAUGGGUCAGUAUGGCCACAUUAUUGCCAGCGCUAGGAACACUGCCUACACCAGCUGGGCUUCCUCGGCCACCUCGGUGCCCACCACCACUGCUGCUCCCAACGGCACUGCCACCGCCACCUCUGCCCCUGUUGCCAGCUGCACGGCCACUAACGUCCCCACCGACACCUAUGACUACAUCAUCGUCGGUGCCGGCGCUGGUGGUAUCCCGCUUGCCGACAGGCUGAGCGAGUCCGGCAAGAGUGUGCUUCUGAUCGAGAGGGGUCCUCCCUCCUCCGGCCGCUGGGUCGAGGGUGACAUGCCCUUCUCCAACUGGAGGCCUGAGUGGCUCGAUGGCACCAACUUGACUCGCUUUGACGUGCCCGGUCUCUGCAACCAGAUUUGGCAGGACUCUGCCAACAUUGCUUGCAACGACAUUGACCAGAUGGCCGGUUGCGUUCUUGGUGGCGGUACCGCUGUCAACGCUGCUUUGUGGUGGAAGGCCCCCGCUAUCGACUGGGACUACAACUUCCCGACUGGCUGGAAAUCGACCGAUAUGCAGUCUGCUGUUGACAAGGUCUUCGAUGUGAUUCCCGGCACUGAUCACCCCUCCACGGAUGGCGAGCUCUACUACCAGGAGGGCUUCAAUGUUCUCCAGAACGCGCUUUCGGCUGCCAACUGGAAGCAGGUCACUGCCAACGACUCUCCUGACCAGAAGAACAAGACUUUCUCCCUCGCUCCUUUCAUGUAUGCCAACGGUGAGCGUGGUGGCCCGAUGGGCACCUACCUUGUGAACGCGGCCGCCCGUAGCAACUUCAAGCUUUGGAUGAACACGUCCGUCCGCCGCCUUGUUCGCAACGGUGGCCACGUUACCGGUGUUGAGGUUCAGUCCAACGGCGAUGGCGGCUACUGCGGUACCGUUAAUGUCACUGCCAGCUCUGGUCGUGUCAUCCUCUCUGCCGGUACCUUCGGCACCACCAAGAUUCUGUUCCGCAGUGGCAUUGGCCCCCAGGAGCAGCUCACGGUUGUCAACGCUAGCACCAUCGAUGGUGACACGAUGAUCGACGAGAGCCAGUGGAUCAACCUUCCUGUUGGCCACAACCUCGAUGACCACACCAACACCGACGUCCAGAUCACCCACCCGAACGUUACCUUCUACGACUUUUACGGCGCCUGGAAGGCUCCCAUCGAGGCAGACAAGGAGGCGUACCUGAACGGCCGCACUGGCAUCCUGACUACCUCCGCUCCCAACAUCGGCCCCGUCAUCUGGGAUGAGAUCACCGGCAGCGACGGCAUUGCUCGCCAGAUCCAGUGGACUGCUCGCGUCGAGGGUGACACCAACACCUCGAUGACCAUCUCCCAGUACCUGGGCCGUGGUUCCACCUCUCGCGGUGUGCUCUCCAUCACUUCGGGUCUGGGCAUGCAAGUCUCCACCGUGCCUUACCUGCGCUCCGACGAGGACAAGGCCGCCGUCGUCCAGGGUAUCAAGAACCUGAUGACGGCGCUCUCCAAGGACCCGAGCAUCGUCUUCACCCAGCCCCCCGCCAACACCACCGUUGAGGAAUACGUCGAUGCCAUGCCCGUCACGACGUCCAAGCGCCGCGCCAACCACUGGAUGGGCACGGCCAAGAUGGGCACCGACAGCGGCCUGGUCAACUCCGGCACGUCUGUCGUCGACCUCAACACGCGCGUCUACGGCACCGACAACCUCUACGUCGUCGACGCGUCCAUCUUCCCCGGCAUGGUCACGACCAACCCGUCCGCCCUCAUCGUCGCCGUCGCCGAGAAGGCCGCCGAGAAGAUCCUGGCUUCCGAGCCUGCUGAGGCAGUUAAGAAAUACUACCAAUGCGGCGGUCGCAACUGGACCGGCUCGAGACAUUGCGAGGAGGGCCUGACGUGCACGGCGUACGAGGGCAAUGUGGACUACAUGCAGUGCGUGUAA
Messenger RNA from Lasiodiplodia theobromae, 2508 nucleotides. RefSeq names its product Cellobiose dehydrogenase. Gene Ontology annotation, biological process: carbohydrate metabolic process. Gene Ontology annotation, cellular component: extracellular region. NCBI's taxonomy places the organism in Eukaryota, Fungi, Ascomycota, Dothideomycetes, Botryosphaeriales, Botryosphaeriaceae. The transcript has 5 exons. The record is from RefSeq and is a predicted model, not a curated record. The coding region runs from base 1 to 2508 and encodes 835 amino acids. Gene Ontology annotation, molecular function: cellulose binding; flavin adenine dinucleotide binding; oxidoreductase activity, acting on CH-OH group of donors.